Molecule: messenger RNA, 2593 nt
Organism: Vidua chalybeata
Lineage: Eukaryota; Metazoa; Chordata; Aves; Passeriformes; Viduidae
Gene: TRMT2A
Product: tRNA methyltransferase 2 homolog A
Exons: 12
Coding region: 247-2160 (637 amino acids)
Biological process (GO): RNA processing
Molecular function (GO): RNA methyltransferase activity; RNA binding
Source: RefSeq, a predicted model, not a curated record
GGCGACCGCCCGCGUCCCGGCCCAAGAUGGCGCCCGCGUGAGGGAAGGGGUGAUGUGUGAGCUGCUGUUUUUAAUGUGCUUAAGGGCCGCGGGUUCUCUCGGGCGCGGGGAGCCGCAGCGCUGAGGGGCAGCGCUUAAAAAACAACCAGAUCGUUCCUCCGCCGUCAUUGUCAUCGCAGCGGCCCGCCCGUGAGGCUACGGCCCCGCCCCGGGAGGUGCGCGGGGUGGCUGAGGGGUGGCGGGACCAUGGCGGAGGAAGGCGAGCGCUGCGACCCCGAUCGCGGCACGGCUCCCGUGGCGGAGGCUGGAGAUGGGGCUGAGCCGGACAGCCAGGCCGGGGAAGACCCCGCGGAGAGCCCCGACGUAUACAGAUACAUUAAGGGAGACUUGUUCACCUCCGAGAUUUAUAAAGUAGAGAUACAGAACCUGCCCAAAUACAUUGGGUUUAAUGAUGUGAAAAAGUUCCUUGCCAAGUACGGGCUCAAUCCUCACAAGAUAAAACUCUUCGGGAAGCAGACGUUCGCCUUCGUGACGUUCAAGAGCGAGGAGGAGCGGGACAAGGCCAUGCGGGUGCUGCACGGCGCGCUCUGGAAGAGCCGCCACCUCAGCGUGCGCCUGGCCAAGCCCAAGGCCGACCCCAUCGCCAAGAAAAGGAAGCAAGAAGAGGACUCGGAGCAGGGAGAGGCGAAGCGUCCGGCUCCCUGCGGAGAGGAGCCUCUGAGCAAGCGGAUCGCGGAUGUGGUGACCCCGCUGUGGAACGUGCCCUACGAGGCGCAGCUGGCCCAGAAGAAGCAGGAGUGCGAACAAGUGCUGCAGAAGCUAACAAAGGAAAUAGGAAAUAACAACAGAGCUUUACUACCCUGGUUGUUCCUGCAGAAGCAGAAGUUUAAUAAAUUAUGUUGCCCAGUGGAGGGAGUGAAAGCAUCACCCUUGCAGACUGAAUAUCGCAACAAAUGUGAGUUCUUGAUUGGGAUUGGUGUAAAUCAAGAAGACAAAACUGUGGGUUGUCGUCUUGGCAAAUAUAAGGGUGGUACAUGUGCUGUAGUGGAGCCAUUUGAUACUAUUCACAUUCCUGCUAUUGCCAAAAAAGUAGUAAAAGCUUUCCAAGACUACAUAAGGUCAACUCCUUACUCAGUGUACAGCCCCGAAACCUACGAAGGGCACUGGAAACAGCUCACGGUCCGCACCAGCCGCAAUGGCCACAUCAUGGCAAUUGCUUAUUUCAAUCCUCAGAAAUUGAGUAAAGAAGAGCUAGCUGACUUGAAAAUCUCUCUGGCAAAAUACUUCACAGAAGGGAUGGGAAAGAGCAGUGGUGUUACUUCCCUGUACUUUGUGGAGGAAGGACAGAGGAAAUCUCCCAAUCUAGAAGACUUGCCUUUGGAGCAUGUGGCUGGUGAUAAGUACAUAUAUGAAGAACUCCUUGGCCUAAAAUUUAGAAUUUCUCCUCAUGCAUUUUUUCAAGUGAACACACAAGCUGCAGAAGUGUUGUACACUGCCAUUGGGGAGUGGGCACAACUGAGCCAAGAGAGCACCGUCCUGGACAUCUGUUGUGGGACAGGAACCAUUGGGAUUUCUUUAGCAAAGAGAGUGAAGAAGGUAAUUGGAAUUGAGCUCUGUCAGGAAGCUGUGCAGGACGCCAAAGCAAAUGCCCAGAUUAAUGAACUGAAUAAUAUUGAGUUUUAUUGUGGGAAGGCAGAAGAUAUUGUUCCUUCCCUAAUGAAUGUUUUAGCUCCUCAGAACCUGAUCACAAUUGUAGAUCCACCACGAGCAGGACUGCAUUCCAAGGUAAUUCUUGCCCUUAGAAGAGCUGAACAUCUGAAGAAGCUCAUCUAUGUCUCCUGUAAUCCCAGAGCUGCAAUGAAUAACUUUGUGGACCUGUGCCGGGCCCCUUCCAACAGGGUGAAAGGAGCCUCCUUCCGGCCCGUGAGAGCCAUGGCUGUGGAUCUGUUCCCUCAGACCAGGCACUGUGAGUUACUGAUCUUCUUUGAGAGGGUGGAAUAUGCCAAUGGCAGCUCUGCAGCAGCAGCACCUGCUGCCAGUGAGAUCACAGCAGCAGCCUGUGGCACUGAGGGUGAGGAUGGCAUCAGCCCAGCAGCCAGCGAGGGGAGCCAGGCAGCUGCUGGCCAUGGGGACUGCAGUCCAAGAGAGGGCUCACCUUAACUCCUGAGACUUCGCAGAAACUACUUUUGCUUUUUAACUGCAGCGGUAACAUCACUUCUGUAGCACGCAGACCAAACCAAAAAAUGGUUGCAAGAGAAGAGUUCCUGCAGUCACCCAGUGAACCCCGUGUGAAACCCACAAAGCAGUACUUUCACACAGCCACACUACUUCUUUUGUGCUUGGCUUAAUAAAGCCUCAGAUGACACAGUGAGUACUGCCUGUUUGCCAGGAUUGUACUUUAGAGUAGUUGCAUAUUUGUGAUUUUCUUAUUUAUGAGUAUAAUUGGUUAUGGUCUCAUUCUACUUAUUACUCUAGGUCAUAUUCCAAAUCUACAGUCUAGUUUUCAUUACAGAAGUUACAGACUUUCUUUAAAAACUAAAAAUGUAAUUAAAAAAGUAAAAAUAAAAACUUCUUAAAAAUCUAAAUUGCUGCA